This is a messenger RNA of Rhea pennata, 3850 nucleotides long. It is a transcript of the gene RASA3, whose product is annotated as RAS p21 protein activator 3. Gene Ontology annotation, biological process: intracellular signal transduction; regulation of GTPase activity; negative regulation of Ras protein signal transduction. The transcript is spliced from 24 exons. The record is from RefSeq and is a predicted model, not a curated record. Lineage: Eukaryota; Metazoa; Chordata; Aves; Rheiformes; Rheidae. Bases 142 to 2652 code for a protein of 836 amino acids. Gene Ontology annotation, molecular function: GTPase activator activity.
CACUGGCGCAGGGGACUCGGUGGCGGCGCGCUCCGAGCCGUCCGCUCGCCCUCCGUCCCGUGGCGGCGGCUCGCCUGCCUCCUUCCCCCCGGCCCGGCCCGCGCGUCCCCGCGGCGGAGAGGCUGCGGCGCCGCCGGCACCAUGGCGGUGGAGGAAGAGGGGCUGCGCGUUUUCCAGAGCGUCAGGAUUAAAAUCGGUGAAGCCAAAAAUCUUCCUACAUAUCCAGGGCCAAACAAGAUGAGGGAUUGCUACUGUACUGUAAACCUGGACCAGGAGGAGGUUUUCAGGACCAAAAUAGUGGAGAAGUCAUUAUGCCCCUUCUACGGAGAAGACUUUUACUGUGAAAUUCCUCGGAGCUUUCGUCAUCUGUCAUUUUAUAUUUUUGAUAGAGAUGUUUUUCGAAGGGAUUCCAUCAUAGGAAAAGUAGCCAUACAGAAAGAAGAUCUGCAGAAGUAUCAUAACAGAGACACCUGGUUUCAACUCCAGCAUGUUGAUGCUGAUUCAGAAGUACAGGGAAAGGUCCACCUUGAACUGAGACUGAGUGAAGUCAUAACAGACACUGGUGUCGUCUGCCAUAAGCUGGCAACACGAGUUCUAGAAUGCCAAGGCCUGCCCAUUGUGAAUGGGCAAUGCGAUCCCUAUGCCACAGUUACCUUAGCAGGACCCUCCAGAUCAGAAGCCAAAAAGACUAAAGUUAAAAAGAAGACCAACAAUCCACAUUUUGAUGAAGUGUUUUAUUUUGAGGUUACAAGACCCAGUAGCUACAACAAGAAAUCUCAUUUUGAUAUUGAAGAUGUUGAUGAAGUUGACAAAAUGGAGAUCAGAGUUGAUCUUUGGAAUGCCAGUAACUUGAAAUUUGGAGAUGAGUUUCUAGGAGAACUAAGACUUCCUUUGAAAUUUCUCCGACAGUCUAGUUCAUACGAAGCAUGGUAUUUCCUGCAGCCCAGAGAUAAUGGUAACAAGUCACUGAAACCUGAUGACCUUGGUUCCUUAAGGUUAAAUGUGGUUUACACUGAGGACCAUGUUUUCUCCUCAGACUAUUACAGUCCACUUAGAGACCUCCUGCUAAAAUCUGCAGAUGUUGAGCCUGUUUCGGCAUCAGCUGCACACAUUUUGGGUGAAGUUUGCAGAGAAAAACAGGAAGCAGCCAUACCUCUUGUCAGGCUUUUCUUACACUAUGGCAGAAUUGUGCCUUUCAUAAGUGCCAUUGCGAAUGCCGAAGUGAAGAGAACUCAAGAUCCAAACACCAUUUUCAGAGGGAACUCAUUAACUUCCAAGUGUAUUGAUGAGACCAUGAAACUGGCAGGGAUGCAUUAUCUGCAAGUUACACUGAAGCCAAUCAUAGAUGAGAUCUGCCAGGUCCAUAAACCUUGUGAAAUUGAUCCUGUGAAACUAAAAGAUGGCGAAAACCUGGAAAAUAACAGGGAAAACUUGAGGCAAUAUGUUGAUCGCAUUUUUACUGUAAUUACAAAAUCUGGUGUAAGCUGUCCCACAGUGAUGUGCGAUAUUUUCUUUUCACUGAGAGAGUCAGCUGCUAAACGUUUUCAAGGUGACCCAGAUGUGAGAUAUACAGCUGUCAGCAGCUUUAUUUUCCUGAGAUUCUUUGCUCCUGCUAUUCUUUCUCCAAACCUCUUUCAGCUUACACCACACCAUCCAGAUCCUCAGACUUCUCGAACUUUGACACUUAUCUCUAAGACUAUUCAAACACUGGGCAGCUUAUCAAAAUCUAAAUCUGCCAGCUUCAAGGAAUCCUACAUGGCUACUUUUUAUGACUAUUUUAAUGAGCAGAAAUAUGCAGAUGCAGUAAAAAAUUUUUUAGAUUUGAUUUCAUCAUCGGGAAGGAGAGAUCACAAGAGCAUAGAGCAACCUAUAUUGCUUAAGGAAGGGUUCAUGAUCAAAAGAGCACAGGGAAGAAAACGAUUUGGUAUGAAAAACUUCAAGAAGAGAUGGUUCCGCCUGACAAACCACGAGUUUACUUAUCAGAAAAGCAAAGGUGACCACCCUCUGUGUAGCAUUCCAAUAGAAAACAUUCUGGCAGUGGAAAGACUGGAGGAGGAGUCCUUUAAAAUGAAAAACAUGUUCCAGGUGAUACAGCCUGAAAGAAGAGUCCUAUAUAUCCAGGCAAAUAACUGUGUGGAAGCCAAGGACUGGAUUGAUAUACUCACCAAAGUUAGCCAAUGCAACAAGAAGCGCCUGACAGUCUACCAUCCCUCUGCUUAUCUUAAUGGCCACUGGCUUUGCUGUAAAGCUACUGCAGAUAACACUCCUGGCUGCACACCCUGCACAGGAGGCCUGCCAGCAAAUAUACAACUGGAUAUAGAUGGAGAUAGAGAAACUGAGCGCAUCUACUCUCUUUUCAACUUGUAUAUGUCAAAAUUGGAGAAAAUGCAAGAGGCCUGUGGCAGCAAAUCUGUGUAUGAUGGGCCUGAAGAAGAAGAAUAUUCAACAUUUAUCAUUGACGACCCUAAGGAGACUUAUAAAACACUAAAGCUCAUUAUUGAAGGUGUCGGAACUUUAGAGCAGGAACAUGCUCAAUAUAAGAGGGAUAAAUUUAAGAAGACAAAAUAUGGAAGCCAAGAACAUCCAAUUGGUGACAAGAGCUUCCAGACUUAUAUUAGGCAGCAGUCAGAGAUCUCAGCACAUUCCAUUUGAAGUGCAGCGGGACAGUGCUGAAGGGUCGAUCAGUGAAGCUAAAAAGCAAAACAAAAGGGAAGCCACACAUGUAGCAAAACAUAUGGAUAAGUGUCAAGCUUACAAACUUUGAGACUUGCUGAAGGUUGUACUCUCUUUUCAAGAAACUGUUACAAUAGUUGCUAUGCACUUUAUUCAUCUGGUUGUUGACAGAUGAUAAAACUCUGCCUUCUAGGCAGUUGUUGUCAUGUGUAUUUUUAAACUUGCUUUGGUUUCUUGGAAUCUAGUGAUCAGUUCAAUGAUCAAGCUGUGUGGUCUUCAUCUUGACAACUUCCAUGCAAUUCCUUAUGUCUCAGAAACCAAGCAUGCUGCUAAUAUGCAGCAUUUUCUAGAAUUGUUUGUUACUGUUUUUGUUCCUGGUUACUGUAUAUUAUGCCACACCCCUGUGUGCUGUCUUAGGAAAAGCUUAGUAACACUUUGCUUUUAAUGCCUGCAUUUAGGAAAAAAAGCAGAGAAAAGCCCUCUGGUUGGUGUAAUCUCUUGCAUUGUAGCUUGUAUUAUGAGCAGGCCAAGGAGCAGGCUUUUUGUUUUUACAGCAGCAUAAUUUUUGCUAAACGUGCACAGUUUUUAAUAGAAAUCCAGAUCUGAAUGGUACUCUUGAUAUUUUUGAGAUACAAAGUCAUUUUUCCAGAUACAUUCAGCCGACUUUGAAGAUGAACUCUCAGUGGUAUGAUAAAACUGACUCAUAUAAGUGUGAGUAGGUAAGAAAUGAACUACUGUCAAAGCUACGUGGCUUUUUAUACAGUCCAGAAAUUAUAACCUUUGGAAGUCUAGCAAUGGGAAGGCAAGGUAAGCUGCGUCUGAAGACUUUUCACCAGCAAGAAGAAUGACUAGAACACAAGUCCAGCAGCUGAGAUGCACUGAGUCCCACACACAAAAGUCAUCAACGAUGGGUUUUCGAUUAAAGGAUGUUUAAGCACUGGAGUCCACACUAUCCUGGUACCACUUGGUUUUCUGGAAUAUAGAUUUCUACUUUUCCAAAAAUGUUUUUAAAUACUUUUUAAAAGAGAUUUGCUAAAAGUAACUUAGUAUAUUAACAUGAAUAAUGGUAACUUGUUAAUGUUCUGAGUGUAGUGAAAAUGGAAUGAACUAUGUAUCUCACUAAUACCAACAAAAGUCAUUAAGGAGAAGAAUAAAGAUCUGCUAAAUAUAAGAUAUA